AUGUCUCCCUCGGCCCCUUCUCCUCCUCCUCUUUCUCGUUCCUUAUCGGUCUUUCCUGCACCCAACACUGUCGACAUUCGCUUUCAGCGGAACGAUAUCCAAUUCACGCUGUCCGUCCCAAGCGAACAAUUCUCGUUACUACAGUCUUACAAGCAUGUCUUUCUGCUUAGUCCCUUGUUUAAAUCUACCAGUACGGAUGAGCUACAAACCCCAAUUGAACUGGGGCUUGCUUUCGUCGAGUUCCUCAUUCAUCAAAAUGCUCCCGACAUCACACUGGCAGCUGUCAUGCGGGCCUUCGAAUCUGAGUUCCUGCGGGGCGAGACCGACAUCCACACUGCCAUUGGUAGUCUGUCCGUGACUCUCGAGCGACGCCAACAUCUUUUGCACAUGUACUUUGCAGCCUGUGCUGUUAGGGAUGAUGAUGAUCCAGAUAAUGCUCCUUCAACCUCUUGCAGGCUUGACAGUGCUUUGUUGCAUCAGGCGCAACGGGGUCGAUUCCACAUAAUGGCGGUCUUUGGCGGACAAGGAGAUGCGAGCCGUUCCUGUGUUCAAGAGCUGUCAGAGCUCCAAUUCACGUACGGUCCAGUUCUGCGAGGCUUUUUACAGGUAAUGGGAGGUCAUCUCCUUAAGCUCUCGCAGCUUUCAGAAGCAGCCCACUAUUACGAAGGGCGGCCAUUUCACCUCGAGAGAUGGAUGUCAGAUCCUGAAAGCGUUCCCGGGGGUGGGUUCGUAACCAGUUCCCCUGUUAGUGUCCCUGCUAUCGGUCUGUUGAGUCUAGCUCGAUACCUGGUUAUUUGCCAUGUUCUUGGCCUCACCCCCGGCGGACUCCGAAAGGUCUUGCGCGCGACCACGGGUCACUCACAGGGAUUACUUGUAUCUAUUGCCGUCGCCCUCUCGGAUUCAUGGGACUCUUUCUACCAAAACUCUCAGCUCAUCUUGGAGGCGUUGUUCUGGUUGGGCUGGGACUGUCACUUCAAUGCCCCGUGGAGCAGAGUCCCCGCAAUAGCCAUGGGUCACUCUGAGCGGGCAGGAGACCUGAGCGCGCCAUCAUACAUGCUUUCGGUGCGUGGAUUUAUAAGAGAGCAAUUGGACACGAUUAUUGCACACAUCAACAAACGUUUCUCGGAGGGGUCAGAAGUUCAUUUAUCAUUGAUUAACGCCCGGGACCAGUUUGUGGUCGCUGGUCCAGUUGCUUCCUUGGUCCACCUGGAGAGGCAUUUGCAACAAUCGAGCAGCAGCUUCGAAGAUGAUCAGAGUCGAAUCCCCUUUAGCAGCCGAAAGCCGACUAUCCAGUGUUCCUUCUUGCCAAUCAGCACGCCAUUUCACACACCGUACCUUCAGGCGGCUGCCGAUUCAUUAAAGUUGCGUUUUUCAACCCGCCCCAUUUUUCCACAUCAAUUGUUGAUUCCUGUAUACCACACGCGGACCGGUCAGGAUCUUCGAGCAGGCAACAUGGACGUUCUGCGUGCUGCUUUCGACGCAAUCACUUGCGAACUAUGCGACUGGCCCACAGCAUUGACGGGGGCUGCCAUCACUACGCAGAGCAGUUUCCACCCUAUAUCGCACAUCAUAGUUCUGGAUAGAGGUGGGCUGGCGCCGUUGCUCAAAAGGGUGAAGGAUGGCCAGGGCAUCCGCAUCAUCCAAGCUGCCGACCUUGACUCCCGAGAUUCGACAAUGGGGACAAUGAGAGAUCUUUUCUGUCCCAAUCUACUGAGCUCGUCGACCAGGACUCUGAGCUGGAGUCAGCGAUUUCAGCCGAGAUUGACAGCCGGGAAUCCCUUGGGGAUCGAAACGCGCCUCAGCCGGCUAUUGGGUGCCCCACCGGUCAUGGUGGGCGGAAUGACCCCUACGACGACUCAUUGGGAUUUCGUAGCUGCCAUUAUGAAUGCCGGCUAUCACGCUGAACUGGCUGGCGGUGGCUUCCACAACGCAGCCGACAUGGCCGCGGCGAUCCGAAACCUCUCGAAGAGCAUCGCUCCAGGGCGUGGCAUCACUUGCAACCUCAUAUAUGCCAAUCCUCGAGCUAUGACGUGGCAGGUAUCUUUACUGCGUCGUUUAUCGCACAGGAAAAUCCCGAUAGAUGGCCUUACCAUCGGGGCAGGUGUUCCAUCUCCGGAUAUUGUAGCAGAGUAUAUCCAGACUCUGGGCAUACGCCACAUCAGCUUCAAACCAGGGUCUGUCGCAGCCAUACGCCAGGUUGUCAACAUUGCCAAGAACCAUCCCGAUUUUCCAGUCAUACUUCAAUGGACAGGAGGCCGCGGGGGAGGCCACCACUCUUUUGAGGACUUCCACGCGCCGAUCCUGAGCACAUAUGGCCUUAUUCGUGAGCAUCCUAACAUCUAUCUGGUCGCAGGUAGUGGUUUUGGAACCGGUGAAACCAUCUACCCCUAUCUUACAGGAUCAUGGUCUAUAUCCAUGGGUUACCCCGGGAUGCCAUUUGACGGCAUCCUACUUGGUAGCCGCAUGAUGGUUGCGCGGGAAGCUCAUACCUCGCCCGCCGUGAAAGACAUAAUCUGCCACACGUCUGGCACCCCAGAUAGCAAUUGGGAAGGCACGUACACAGGCUCUACAGGUGGCGUCAUUACAGUGCAAUCUGAAAUGGGUGAGCCGAUUCAUAAGAUCGCCAACAGGGGGGUUCUGCUCUGGGCUGAGAUGGAUAAAACGGUUUUCAGUUUGCCUCGGAAGAAUCGCAAGCAGUACCUCAUCCAACAUCGUGAUUCGAUUAUUCAGCGACUCAACAAUGACUUUGCCAGGCCAUGGUUUGGUCGUGACUCUCAAGGGAUAUCCGUGGAUCUCAAAAACAUGACAUAUGGCGAGGUCCUGACCCGUCUUACUGAGCUGAUGUAUAUUCGCCAUCAACGCCGUUGGAUCGACCAGUCUUACAUUGAUUUUACCAUGACAUUUGCUAUACGAGCACUGGAGAGAUUUCAUGCGACGUUGCAUGGCAACCUGAGACUUACUCUUGCAGUUCUCAGGGAAGAUCCCGACACAUUCAUGCAUACUCUAUUUGCUGCCUACCCCGGAAGCGUCUGCGAUCUGUUGAACCCUGAGGAUGUGUCAUUCUUCUUGCUUCUCACCAAGCGACAGAGCCAGAAGCCCGUUAACUUUAUCCCGGCACUAAACGAUGACUUCGAGUUGUAUUUCAAGAAAGAUUCCCUAUGGCAGUCUGAGGAUAUCGAAGCUGUCGUCGACCAAGACGCAGAACGGGUUUGUAUUCUUCAUGGUCCUGUUGCGGCGCAGUAUUCCCAUACUGGAAGCCAAUCGGCGAAAGAAAUAUUAGACAGUAUCACAUCAACCCUAUUUGAUCUUCUUCAGCGGGACCUGACCCAGGAUGAUGUCAGCUGCGGUCUCGAUAGUGGCCUGGUCACGCCAGAUUCCUGGUCAACCGUUUCAUCAACCGCACAGGACCUGCCGUUGGAGGAGAUGUCUCUUCCCUCGUCAGUGACAAUUUCGGAGUGUACGGACGAUCGCUCCCUGUCUCCGAUGGGGCUAGGUAGUUGUCGAACUGUGCCUCUCUGGGUGCAAGCAGUUCUCGGCGAAAGGCUGGUUCUCCAAGGUCGGGAACGACAAAAGAAUCCUUUCCGUGACUUUAUCGCGACUUAUCCACGAUCAAUGGUAUGCCUGAAUGCAGACCUGUCAGAGUUGUCGAUAACUUCUGAAAAGUCCCCUCGGUCUCAAUCUUCCAUAACCCUGAAAUCCCACAACGGAAUUGACAUCGUGGUCGAAGUACGCCCCGACGAAAGAGCCACGGCACUGAGGCUCCUUUAUCAAUACAAUCCGCAAAACGUUCCUUCGAAACUCACCGAAGUCAUGGACUCCCGUAAAAACCGGAUAUGCGAGUUUUAUAAUAAUGUCUGGUUUGGCGCCACGCAGGGAAAAGACACUGCUAUCCACGACAUCUUUAAUGGCCCUGAUAUGACACUUACACCUGAAGUGCUCAAUGACAUGAUCAUGGCCGUGGGACCCGCGUUCCAGGACCACAGAGUCAUGUUUCCGGAGACAGAUAUCAUUCCGAUCGGCUUGUGUAUCGUGAUAGCAUGGGAGGCCAUCUCGCGGCCUCUGGUGGCAAAGGGUGUCAAUGGCGAUCUGCUUCGGUUGGUCCAUCGUUCGAAUGUGUUUGAAUAUGAACGGGAUGCCAAACCACUACGUAUUGGCGAUGUUGUCAGGUCGCAGUCCCAGGUUCGAGCGGUAUACGCCGAGGAUGCAGGGAAGGUCAUCGUCGUGGAGGCUACUAUCAGUCGCCUUGCUAAGCCAGUUAUGACAGUUACGUCCACUUUCCUAAUUCGAGGGUCGGUCGGGAAAGACUCGACGACUUUCCAACACACUAAAGAACCUGAACGAACGCUCGUUUUGUCGUCAUCCCUAGACGACUCGGUUCUACGACACCGAAGUUGGUUCCACGUGCAUGAAAACGCGCCCCCGCUGGUAGGGAGACCACUCGUUUUCAAUUUGGACACCCACAUCACCUAUGAAGGGGCGAAGAUCAAAACUUUAAAAGUGACAGGAACUGCAACCUCCCAAGCUCAGGGCCAUCAUCGAAUCCAAGUGGGAACAGUGAACUUCGAAUGUGACGAGUGCGUCGGCAAUCCUGUGGUUGAGUUCCUGGAGCGCAAGGGUGUCGCGUCGGGCGGGCGGGAGGACCUUGACACGCCGGGCUGGUCCGGGCCAUCAACAAUGGAAAUUCAAAUGCCUGCUAGCAACCAUGCUUACGCACAGGUAUCUAAAGACUUCAAUCCGAUCCACACGUCGACAAUUUUCGCCACUUUGGCUCAACUCCCCGGGACGAUCUGCCAUGGCAUGUGCACGUCUACGAUUGCGGCGUUCGCCUUUGAACACCUCGUACUAGAAGGGGAGCGCGAGCGACUCCGGCAGUUCAAGGCUACCUUCGCUGGCAUGGUGCUUCCGUUGGAGAAGCUGCUGGUGAAACUCAAUCACACCGGUAUGGUCGAUGGACGAAUGCUGUUCUCGAUUGAGGUCAUUCGCAUUCACAACGGAGAAGUCGUUCUACAAGCUGAAGCCGAGGUUGAGCAACCAGGGACAGCAUAUCUGUUUACCGGCCAAGGUAGUCAGAGCAAAGGUAUGGGUAUGGAUCUGUACAGUUCAAGUCCAGUAGCAAAGUCGUUGUGGGACGACAUUGAUGCGCAGCUCUAUGAGGCUUAUGGCUGGUCGGUGCUUGAUAUUGUGCGAAACAACCCGAAGACGCUCACGGUCAACUUUGGUGGCAAGCGUGGCCGGAAGAUCAAACAGAAUUACCUCGCCAUUACGGCCGAGGCGACACUUCCAGACGGCAGCCGGGUCCUGAAGCCUGUACUCGCAGGUCUCACACUGGCAUCGACUUCAUACACGUUCACCGACUCGCGAGGGCUCCUGUACUCGACGCAAUUUGCACAACCUGCGAUCCUGAUAUUUGAGGCGGCGGUCUUCGGCGAAAUGCGUACCAAGGGUUAUGUCUCUCGGGAUGCAGUCUAUGCAGGUCACUCGCUCGGGGAAUACGGAGCUCUCAGUGCGCUAUCUCGUUACGUUCCGAUCGGCGCUCUGGCGGAACUGGCUUUCUAUCGGGGCUUGAUGAUGCAAGCGUCCGUGGACGGACAAGGCAGCAUGACCUACGGCAUGGUAGCUGCCAAUCCCAAGCGUGUUGGAUCAUUCUUCGAUCAAUCCGCACUCGCCCGCCUGGUCGAUAUUGUCGCUCGCGAAAGCCAGGAGCUGCUGGAAAUCGUCAAUUUCAACGUUGAUGGAGAGCAGUAUGUCUGCUCGGGAACGACCACCAACUUGCAUGUUCUGGGAAAUCUCAUGGAUCAUAUCGCACAGUCAGCCAACGGGUUCGACGAAGUUCGGGCCGCCAUGGAAUCGGAAUCUGCAGAAGCGAGCGGGACUGAACUUCAACGGGUCAUACGGGCUCUGCUCGCGGAAGCCCGCCGUCUCCCGCGUCCCAUCGAGCUUCAACGCGGCAAGGCGACUAUUCCCCUGCAAGGGAUAGACGUGCCGUUCCAUUCCAGCCACCUGCGGUCAACCGUUGAUCGAUUCCGACAAUGUCUGCUAAAGCCCGGUUUCCUCAAUGGGAACAUAGAUGUUGACGAGCUGGUGGGCAAGUAUAUUCCUAACCUGAUGGCGAAACCCUUUUCGCUGGACAAAGCGUACAUACGAGAGGCAUAUGAAUUGACGCACAGUCCGAUUCUAGCGCAAAUGCUGGGAGGAUCGUAA
Molecule: messenger RNA, 6201 nt
Organism: Aspergillus affinis
Lineage: Eukaryota; Fungi; Ascomycota; Eurotiomycetes; Eurotiales; Aspergillaceae
Product: beta subunit of fatty acid synthase
Exons: 4
Coding region: 1-6201 (2066 amino acids)
Biological process (GO): long-chain fatty acid biosynthetic process
Cellular component (GO): fatty acid synthase complex
Molecular function (GO): enoyl-[acyl-carrier-protein] reductase (NADH) activity; [acyl-carrier-protein] S-acetyltransferase activity; fatty acid synthase activity
Source: RefSeq, a predicted model, not a curated record